Molecule: messenger RNA, 921 nt
Organism: Penicillium verhagenii
Lineage: Eukaryota; Fungi; Ascomycota; Eurotiomycetes; Eurotiales; Aspergillaceae
Product: alpha/beta fold hydrolase
Exons: 2
Coding region: 1-921 (306 amino acids)
Source: RefSeq, a predicted model, not a curated record
AUGGCCUCCUCGACCCUCCCUUCGAAUGGCCGCCUUGUCAACAUCGGAACUCACUCCCUUGCUCUCUAUACCCAUGGCCCAGAGCCAAAGAGCUCCAACGACCCUGUCGUAUUAUUUAUUUCAGGUGUGGCAAGCGAUGCCCUCAACUGGCAAGCCGUGGUGCGGAAGCUGGGGCCCUCGCUGCGAAGCUACACUUACGACCGUUCGGGCUAUCACAACUCGGAAUCCUCGCCGCUGGCUCCCUCGGCCGAGAAUGUUGCUCUAGAGCUCUCCUUCCUAAUUGAAAAAGCGCCCAUCCUGAACCCUCUAAUCUUUGUCGGACACUCCUGGGCCGGCGUGCUCACGCACGAGUAUUUUGCCCUAAAGGGUACUGGCCAAAUAGCCGGCCUAGUUCUUGUGGAUGCCAACCAUGAGACAGCGCCACUAGUCAUGGAUGUGGACGAUCCAAUUCUCUGGAAUGUCAUUGCUGCAGGUGUUGAACCAUACGCUGCCUGGGGUGUGGAGGCGGAGCACAAGCUGACGCAGCAAGAGUGGGACGCGUUCAGGGCGGCGGAAGCAACUGAGAAGUUUGAGCUGAUUAUGCACAAAGAGGAUGUUGAGAAUUACCUGCCAAGUUUUGAGACACUGCGGAAGAAGGAGCUGAUUUAUGUGAUUGGGGGCACACGAAGUAGGGAUUGGAGUGGAUUGUACAAGGCGGGCGUUGCUAAAGGGAAUGGAACUGAGAAGGAGAGGCUCUAUGUGCGAGAGUUGAUCAAGACGGUUGAUGCGAAGAAUGAGGGUCUCAUGAAGGAGUUCUUGAAGCUCUCUACGAAGAGCGAGCUUGUUUUUGCUACUGAGAGUGGUCACUUUGUCCAGAUGACUCAACCGGAAAUUGUUGUUGAUGGAGUGAAUUGGGUGCUGCAAAACCAACCAGCAGUGUAG